Molecule: messenger RNA, 504 nt
Organism: Trametes versicolor FP-101664 SS1
Lineage: Eukaryota; Fungi; Basidiomycota; Agaricomycetes; Polyporales; Polyporaceae
Exons: 2
Source: RefSeq, a predicted model, not a curated record
AAGGCGUGGUCGAAUGCUACGGAGAUGGUUCAGACAUACAGCGACGAGAUGAUAAAGCGAUGGAAGGAGGAAAUCGACACCUACCUCGUAUUCGCGGGUCUCUUUUCGGCCGUCCUCACCACGUUCAACGUGCAAUCGUACCUUCUCCUCCAGCCCGCUGCCCCUGAUCCCUCCAUCGCUGUGCUGCAGCAGAUCUCCUCGCAGCUCGCGAGCUACUCAAUCCACCCUCCAUUCGUGAACUCGACGCAGCCUUCGAGUACAACCCGCGCAAACGCGAGCACCGCUCCUCCUGUCCCGCGCUGGGCCGUGUGGCUUAAUGCGCUGUGGUUCUCCGGCCUCAUCCUCAGCCUGUCCUCCGCGUCUGUGGGCAUCAUGGUCAAGCAGUGGCUCAACGAAUAUAGCAGCGGUGUCUCUGGGACCUCCCGUCCUGUUGCUCGUGUGCGCCAAUAUCGCCUGAACAAUAUUCGGACGUGGCGCGUCGAGGACAUCAUCGGUGCCAUCCCC